GUCCAACGUGUAACUGGGUUCCGAGGUCUGGAUAGAUUCAUGCUGCAGCAGGUAUGAAGAUGACACCGCAAAAUAUCUUCCUCCUGCUUCUUUUGGAAAUUGCACUGGUUGAGAAUGUUGCAUUGGCCAGAAAAACACAGCAUGCAAAACAAUCCAAAGUGAGCACAGGGGAUGAAAUCGCAGCACAACAAUAUGUUGAGGAACGAUGCGUUGGCAAGGCCUUAGAUUUAGUCUUCAUCAUUGACAGUUCCCGAAGUAUACUUCCUCCUGACUUUGAGAAAGUGAAGGAAUUCAUCAAAAACAUCCUUAAAUUCCUGGACAUUGGUCUGGCCAAGACGAGAGUGGGCCUUGUCCUCUACGGAAGCACUGUCGAAAGUGUGUUCUCCCUCAAAACCCACAGGAAGGUGGAGGACAUGAUGAGCGCAGUUGAGGAGAUGGUGCACCUGGCAACUGGCACCAUGACAGGGCUGGCCAUCGAAUACACGAUGAACGUGGCAUUCUCCACUCAGGAGGGGGCAAGGCCGUUCGAUUGGAACGUACCACGCGUGGCGAUUAUUGUGACGGACGGGCGACCCCAGGACAAGGUGGCAGAAGUAGCAGCUCAAGCAAGAGACUCAGGAAUUCUAAUAUUCGCCGUGGGUGUAGGGAGAGUCGAUAUGCAGACACUCCAGCUGAUUGGGAGCGAGCCACAUGAGAAACACGUGUUCUUUGUGCAGAAUUUCAGCAUGAUCCAAACUCUCCUCUCUGAAUUCCAAACCAAAAUAUGUGACACGGAUCUCUGCGGAGUGAUUGGCCAUGGAUGUGAACAGAUAUGUGUCAACACGCCAGGGUCUUUCAUUUGCAAAUGUAAAAAAGGAUUCGUCCUCAACAGUGAUCAGAAAACCUGCCGAAGAAUUGAUUUCUGUGUCCAGGCCAGGCACAACUGUGAACAUGAUUGUGUGAGCACGGAGGACAGUUAUCUCUGCAGAUGUCGGAAAGGAUAUAAACUUCACCCCGAUGGCAAGACAUGUCUGCAGUGUAUCCAUGGAGCUAUGGACCUUGUCUUCUUCAUUGAUGAAUCCAAAGGCCUUGGAACAAAUCAUUUCCGCUCAGUGAAACAGUUUGUCAACAGCAUCGUGGAUGGCUUGGAAGUUGCACCAAACGCAACUCGAGUGGGUCUGGUGCAGUAUUCCUCUAAGGUGCGGAAUGAGUUUCCUCUCCGACGCUACAGCACUGUCAACCAGGUCAAGGCUGCAGUGAGUCGAGCUAAAUCCAUAGGCCAACAGCCCACAAGAGGACGCCCUCGGAGACAGAUCUUUAAAAACAGCUUCAAGGUGGCCGAAGGAGCUCGAGCCCUUGCAGAAAACGUUCCGAGGAUAGCAAUUGUGCUCACUGAUAGCCGGCAACAGGCCGAUGUUGUGGAAUGGGCAACUGAAGCAAAGCAGACUGGUAUCAAUAUAUUCGCUAUUGGAGUUGGCAAGGCAACUGAAGAACAACUACAACAAAUUGCUUCAUUGCCACAUGAUGAAUACCUGCAUUACACAAAAGACUUCAGGACCAUGGGUGAAAUAGCAGAAACAGUCAAACUACAAAUUUGUCAAGGAACUCCAUCACUUGGUGAUCAAUGCAAAUGUGAAGCAAUGGUGUUGUUCCAGAUUCAAGCUAAAGAAGAAAUACGGACAUUAAACCAGAAAUUGGAAGAAGUGAUGAACAGGCUGAAGAUUGUGGAGAACUCUUUCAAAGCCAAGUAAAAUGGAAUAUACUUUUCUCUUUAAUUCCUAUAAACAAAGACUUUAGUUUGGUGGAGAGAGUUGUUUUCUGAUCAGGUUAUUAGAUAACUCAUUUUGUACACUUUAUUGAUGAUAUGGUAUUUACAAACUGGCAAAGGGAAAAUGAUUAGUGCCUUAUCCAUUUCUGAAAGAAACUAAAUCCUUUUUACCAUGUGUUACAUAUUUUUAUUAGAAAUAUAGACAACUCACUUCCACUUCACCGAUAAUGUGUAGAGAAUUAUUAGUUAAUUUUAAGACUGCUAUUAUAACUCAGCAUGAAUAAAAUGUGCAUACUUAACGAAUAUUGCCAGGAUUAUUGCAAAAACAAUUCAGGGCUGUUUGCCUUUUGCUGCAAAAAGCUAUUGUUCUCAUCAUCCUUCCCACUGGUUGAACAGUUAACACACCUAACAGUUUAUAUGUUAAAACAAAUAAAAAGAGGAUGUCAACCAAA
Chiloscyllium plagiosum (whitespotted bambooshark) is the source of this 2199-nucleotide messenger RNA. Its product is annotated as matrilin-1-like. NCBI's taxonomy places the organism in Eukaryota, Metazoa, Chordata, Chondrichthyes, Orectolobiformes, Hemiscylliidae. Gene Ontology annotation, molecular function: calcium ion binding. The record is from RefSeq and is a predicted model, not a curated record.